AUGGCCACAAGUCACAAGCACGACCAAGCUGAACCCUUCCUGGCCACUGGUAGGAAUAGUGACGAUGUAGAGCUUUCCCACCUUGGAUUCGACGGCCAGCAAGUCAGCAGCGUCCACGAUCAUGACCGAACGCCAGACUCUCACCAUCUGCAGCCCAAGGUCCCGCCACAGCAGAAAGGUAGAGGCUUCGCACUUUUAGUAGGCGCCGCCCUCUUCACAACCGUAAUCGGCUUCGUCAUCAACACAGAAGCAACGGAGUACUUCGAGUCCGAACUUGGCUGGAAGAAACCCUUGGCAAGCAUGUACGUGACGCACAGUUCACUCAUCUUACCAUGGAUCGUCAAUAUCGUUGCAAAAAGGAUCAGACACCGAAAGCUCGGGUUCGGCGCAUGGGUCAAGCAGAAUAUCGACCAGCUGAGCGACUCGAUCACGACAAUCGAUGCCUACCAAACUGGAGUGUCUGACUCUGCGAAAGCACGACCGAGCAGUCCACUGAAGUUCCUCUUCACAACCAUGGGCUUCCUUACGAUCGCUUUGACAGCCAGUGGUAUGUCCUGGUUCAUUGCUCUCGCUUGGACAACACCGGCAGACCUGACGGCGAUCUACAAUUGUGCGACAUUCUUCGCGGCAGCCUUCAGCGUUCCACUACUCAAUGAGCGACUUGGACUCUGGAGCAUCGUUGCAGUCGGCCUCUCGAUUGUAGGCACAUUUGUUAUCGCAUACGGCGACACGACCGCGAAACAUGAUCCGACGGAGAAGAUCGGCACGUCUCGUCUCUUUGGCAAUAUUAUUGCUUGUAUCGGUGCUCUGGCAUUCGGUUUAUAUGAGGUGCUAUUCAAGAAAUGGGCAUGUUCUUCUCAGCCAUUAAGUCCGCAGCAGAGCCUGCCUCUCACGCUUUUCGCCAGCGCCCUAACAGGCUUUUACACCAUCAUAGCUCUGUGGCCAGGUCUGCUAGCCGCACACCUCAGCUCUGUCGAACCCUUUGUCUGGCCUUCCGCUCGGGUCUGGCUUUGGAUCAUCAUUGCUGUUCUUUCGGGCUCUAUCUCUAUUACCUUGCUUGCUGUUCUCGUCGUCUGGACGGAUCCAGUCUUUGGCUCGUUUGCGAACGUGCUAAGUGUCUUCUUUGUCGCAUUAUCGGACUGGUUGAUCUUCGGUCUCAGUCCUUCUUUGGCAACAUAUGCGGGUGGUGGAUUGGUGAUUGUGGCGUUUAGUUUGCUGACUUGGGACACCUUUGUUGCGAAGAAGGACCGGUGA
Messenger RNA from Recurvomyces mirabilis, 1254 nucleotides. RefSeq lists its product as uncharacterized. Lineage: Eukaryota; Fungi; Ascomycota; Dothideomycetes; Mycosphaerellales; Teratosphaeriaceae. Bases 1 to 1254 code for a protein of 417 amino acids. Gene Ontology annotation, cellular component: membrane. The record is from RefSeq and is a predicted model, not a curated record. The transcript has a single exon.